CAACUUUCCCAUUAUCCUCCCUAAAGAAAAUCGAAGCUGCGGCUACGUCUUUUGCAUCUUCGUCGCAUCACUCUCCACAAAUUAAAUCAAAAUAUGGCGUAUGCAGCAAUGAAGGCAACAAAACCAGGGCUAGAGGAGCCCCAGGAGCAGAUUCACAAGAUUAGAAUCACUCUUUCUUCCAAAAACGUUAAGAAUCUUGAGAAAGUGUGUGCUGAUCUGGUUCGUGGUGCCAAGGACAAGAGGCUCAGGGUAAAAGGACCUGUGCGAAUGCCCACAAAGGUUCUCAACAUUACCACUAGAAAGUCGCCCUGUGGAGAAGGCACAAAUACAUGGGACAGGUUUGAGCUGCGGGUGCACAAGCGUGUGAUUGACCUUUUCAGUUCCGCAGAUGUUGUCAAGCAGAUCACCUCAAUCACCAUUGAACCCGGUGUUGAGGUUGAGGUCACCAUUGCUGAUUCUUAGAUUUCUCUGUUUUCGUUAGCUAAACCAGAUACUAAGUACUAUAUUUGAUAUUGGGAAGAGGAUUUGUCCGUUAUUUGACAGCAAGUGUGAUGAAUUUUCAGUGACUACUAGUUUUUGGGCUAGCAGAAAAACACCAACCAGCGGUAUAUAAAGAGCACGAAAAGAAAAAAUGUUGAUCUGGUUUUGCCUUGGGGCCUCUAGAAAAUGCUACUGUUGCUAUCGUAACUUCAAAUACAUGGCAAAGUUUCAUAUUAGUUACGGAAGUUCAUUGUUGCUAUAAAUUUGUGGUUUGCAUCA
This is a messenger RNA of Nicotiana tabacum (common tobacco), 759 nucleotides long. Its product is annotated as small ribosomal subunit protein uS10y. NCBI's taxonomy places the organism in Eukaryota, Viridiplantae, Streptophyta, Magnoliopsida, Solanales, Solanaceae. Gene Ontology annotation, biological process: translation. Gene Ontology annotation, molecular function: structural constituent of ribosome; RNA binding. Gene Ontology annotation, cellular component: ribosome; small ribosomal subunit. The record is from RefSeq and is a predicted model, not a curated record.